UUUACUUCUGUAAAAAUAAUGUUGCACGAUGAAUGAUCUCAGUAGGACGAAAACAGCACUGAGGGAUGUCUCUGUAGGCCUGUUAUUUAUUUUAAAGAAUCAGAUCAUAUAUCUGAGAACUUUGGACCAAGAACCCGCUGCCAUGGCACUAUCCAGAGGACUCCUGCAGUCCCUCGGAUUUCUUGGAUCGAUUUUUCUCAUCAUGUCCUUUUACAGAUGGAACAUGUUCGAGCGAAAAAGAGCAGAGAGGAUGCAUAACUUACAGGAAGUGAGAAAACAGCUGCUAAAAGAAAACUGUAAAUAUGACAAAGAGGCCACUUCUGAGGGGAAACAAAGUUUCGAAGACAUAAGUGACAGCGAGAUGAAGCACCUCAUUGUGGAUGACAAGCACGGCAUCAUCUACUGUUACAUUCCCAAGGUUGCAUGUACCAACUGGAAGAGGGUGAUGUUUGUACUGAAACAGGGGGAGCCAUAUCAGGACCCUAGUCCCAUAUCUAGAGACCUGGCUCAUGUCCCUGGCGGGUUCACUCUUUUAAACAGCUUCCCAAGAAUAGAGAUAAAGGCAAGGCUGAAGCACUACACCAAGUUCCUGUUUGUACGGCACCCGUUCGUCCGUCUCACCUCCGCCUACCGAGACAAAUUCGAGAAAGGCAGCAACAUCUACUUUGACAACUUCACCCGAGAGAUCCUGCGUCUCUACGGCAACCAGCCUAAUCCACCACAGACGAUGGCCGAGGCGUCAGCAUCAGGCGUGCACAUUUCAUUUUACAACUUCAUUCAAUACCUGCUGGACCCACAGACAGAGAGGGAACUGCCCUUUGAACCUCACUGGAGGCAGAUGCACCGUCUUUGCCACCCCUGCCUCAUACAGUAUGAUUUCAUUGGCCAUCAGGAGACUCUACAGGAGGAUGCUGAACAGCUACUGAACACCUUAAAGCUGCAGAACGACAUUAAGUUCCCUCCUUCCUAUGACAACAUUACAGCUCCUGAGUCUUUGUCAGGCUGGUUCAGAACAGUGCCUCUAGUGGAAAGGAGGAAGCUGUACAAGCUCUAUGAGACUGACUUUAGGCUUUUUGGCUACAGAAAGCCAGAUGAAUUGCUUGAUGGUUGAGAGGAAGUCAUGAGAACUUCACUCCUCUCUAAGAAACCAAUAAGCACAGAAACCACAGCAUUCACUGCUCAGCCAAGAGCAAACAAUGUUUUUUUGCAUGAAGCGACAACCAUUCAAUAAAAGUAACUUAAUAAAAGAAGCAAAACAAAAGAGUAUUUAAUUAAAGAAAAAUAGAGAGUUGCAGAGAAAAUCUUUCCCAGCUAGAGAAGAACAGAGCUGUCAAACCUGGAGUGUAUCAGGAGGUCUGACCGCAAACAUACAAAGAGAAUACAUCAUAACAUACAGUCAUCUGUAUAAUAGUUCUGUGAGUAACUGAUGGUGAAAUGUUCGCUCUGCAUGAAGUGAAAACCUCUUUUCUCAGGACAUGUAAUUCUGUUUUAGACAGGAAUCUUAACUAGGCGCACAGAGUAUAGUACAGUCUGUGUAUCUUCUACUAUAAAUAAAGUUGGUUGAAAGAAAA
Messenger RNA from Hippoglossus stenolepis (Pacific halibut), 1571 nucleotides. Its product is annotated as carbohydrate sulfotransferase 12-like. The coding region runs from base 29 to 1111 and encodes 360 amino acids. NCBI's taxonomy places the organism in Eukaryota, Metazoa, Chordata, Actinopteri, Pleuronectiformes, Pleuronectidae. Gene Ontology annotation, molecular function: sulfotransferase activity. The record is from RefSeq and is a predicted model, not a curated record. The transcript has 6 exons. Gene Ontology annotation, biological process: carbohydrate biosynthetic process; proteoglycan biosynthetic process. Gene Ontology annotation, cellular component: membrane.